AUGGCUGAUGAAGAAGACAACAGAGUUAGAAGCCUGAGUGAUUUACCCGAUAAUGUUCUUGGCCGCGUCUUAUCCUUUCUACCAACACAAGAAGCCUCUAGAACGAGCAUAUUAUCAAAAAGUUGGCGAUACUUAUGGUCAUUGACUCCCAACCUUGACUUGGAUGAUCAAAGAGCCUAUAACCCUAACAAUUACUUAACACACUCGACAAAUCUCCUCUUUCUCAAUUAUGUGGAAAGGUCCAUCUCUCUUCGAAAAUUCACCAAGAGCUUCCAUCUCAAAUUCAGCAUUUAUGAUGAUCGAUCGAAUCGACAUGAUGUCUCUUCCUUGGAGUCUUGGAUCACUGGUCUGGUUAAGCGUAACGUUGAAGCUGUAUCACUAUCUCUACAUAUACACCGGCGAGUAAUAUCGAUUGAUUUUCCUGAUUGCUUUUUGUCUUGCAAAACACUUGUGGAUUUUGAAAUCGAAUCCACCAAGGCUGGAGCCCUGGUAAUUUACAUCCCCGAACCUCUUCGUCCCUCGAUGUGUUUCUCAAGUCUCAAAACCUUGAGUUUCAUAAACGUAACAUUUACAAAUGAAGACUCUACCAAUCAACUAUUUUCUAGCUGCCCGGUCCUUGAAGAGUUGACUUUGAAUCAAUGUCGGUGGUGGGAUAUCAAGGCUCUCAAUGUUCUUGCGCCGAAGCUCCUGAGGUUAACUAUAAUCGAACCUGCCUACAAUGCAAAUGAACCAGAAGAAUUUCGGAAUUGCCGGAUCGCAGUUCUUGGAACUAAUCUCAUGCAUUUCAAGUAUGAAGGUAUCUUCAGGCACGAGUAUUACUUAUGCAAUUCACCAUCACUGGAUAAGGCAUGCAUUGAGGGGUUUCCAAAGGUUUUGGAACACGGCUACUAUCGAUUGUAUAGGAUUCUUCGGUGUAUCUCUAAUCUAAAAGAUUUAGAGAUUCGGCUGGUUCCAAAAGUUGAAGAACAAGACCUAUAUAAUAUGCCCAUGUUCAAGAACGUAACCCGUUUGCAUAUAUUAUCGAGGGUUAAAGGGAAUGGAUUGAUGAAGAUCCUGCAGAACUCUCCUUCUCUUUCUGAAAUUCUCAUAUUCUAUGAGGGAAUUUAUCUACCCUUUGAUAUAGAAUCUCUGCCUUUGUGUCUGUCACAUUUGAAGAACAUAGAGUUUCGUGUGUAUGGAAAUGAAAUAAUAACUUCGGAAAAUGCAUUCAAGUAUUUGCUAGAAAAUGCAUUUGUUUUGAAGAAGAUGAUUAUUUCAUUCUAUUGGACCGGUUCAUUGACUUCAUUCUCUGGAGACGAAGAAAACUUCAGAAAGUACAUUUUGGAACUUCCCCGAAGAUCAAAAGAUUGUGAAGUAUAUGUUUCAUUCUUUAUAUCGUGGUGA
This is a messenger RNA of Rosa rugosa (rugosa rose), 1383 nucleotides long. RefSeq names its product F-box/LRR-repeat protein At3g26922-like. Lineage: Eukaryota; Viridiplantae; Streptophyta; Magnoliopsida; Rosales; Rosaceae. The record is from RefSeq and is a predicted model, not a curated record. The coding region runs from base 1 to 1383 and encodes 460 amino acids. The transcript has 3 exons. Gene Ontology annotation, molecular function: protein binding.